Molecule: messenger RNA, 3083 nt
Organism: Brassica napus (rape)
Lineage: Eukaryota; Viridiplantae; Streptophyta; Magnoliopsida; Brassicales; Brassicaceae
Product: ubiquitin receptor RAD23d
Exons: 12
Coding region: 262-1329 (355 amino acids)
Biological process (GO): proteasome-mediated ubiquitin-dependent protein catabolic process; nucleotide-excision repair
Cellular component (GO): nucleoplasm; cytosol
Molecular function (GO): polyubiquitin modification-dependent protein binding; damaged DNA binding; proteasome binding
Source: RefSeq, a predicted model, not a curated record
CAUGUUAACCAGUCACCAGAUAACACGUGUCAAAUUAGGCGAAACGAUGAGCAGAGGGAGACUAUAUAAACCACGUAGGUGAUAUAGUGAACCAGAGCGUAUAAGUUGAGUCGUUUUCUUCUCCUUUCUCGUCGUCACUCUCCUGCGUACUUGCUUUUUUCUCAGCUCGAAAGUUCGUUACAGACGGCGAUUCAUCGAAACAGAGUCUCUCGCCGGAGAAAUCGUACUUGAAUCUUUUUCGGCUCUUCGGUGAACGAGAAGAUGAGGAUAUUUGUCAAAACGCUGAAGGGGGAUCGCUUCGAGAUCCAAGUCAACCUCGAGGAUUUGGUUGCUGAUGUGAAGAAGAACAUAGAGACUGUGAUGGGAGUUACUGCUGAAGAACAAAUGCUUAUUCACAAAGGGAAAGUGCUUAAAGAUGAAACAACAUUAGAGGCUAACAACGUUUCCGAGAAAAGCAUUAUUGGCGUUAUAAAGAGAAAACCUGCAUCUACCGCAACGUCUACCUCAACUGAGACUCCUACUGAACGUGCCUCGGCUGGUGCAUCAUAUGUGGCCAGUGAAAGAGUUUCAGAGAGUAGCAUUCAGAAGAUUCUUGGGAUGGUCGGAGGAGGCUGGGAUCGUUACAUGGUUACCUCUGCACUCUAUUUGGCAUAUGAUGACGUUGAUAAAGCCUUGGAAUAUCUUUACUUUGAGCUCCCGGGGCAGAGUGAAGAUCCUUACAUAGCUGAGGGCACACAGGAUCAAACUCAAGAACAUGAAGCUCCUACAGAAGCAGACGAGCUACGGUUUUUUGAUUUCCUCAACGGCACUCCAGAGCAAGAGUAUCUAAGAGCUUUGGCGCGAUCAGACCCUAGUAUCAUAAAGGAUUUUGUAGAGAUGCUAGAGGAGCAAGAUCCGCCAUUGUUUGUGUUGAUUCAAGACAACAAAGCUCUCUUCUUGCGCUUACUACUUGAAGUUGAAGGAGGAGCAUGUGGCAACGAAAUGGAUCAGGCUCAUGAACACCAAGCAGUCCAGACCAACGAACCAAACAAUGGAGGAGAUGGUGACAACCAAGUGGGAGGAGAGUCUGAGGAAACCAAAGUUGAGGAACUCCAAGCAGACCAAACCAACAAACCAAACAACGGAGUAGAUGGUGGCAACCAAGUGGUGGGAGAGUCUGAGGAAACCAAAGUUGAAGUCGCCAACCCUGAGGAUAAUGAAUUGAUCGAACAGCUGGAAGCACUGGGAUUUGAGAGAGGUGAUGCAGAGGUGGCGUACUUCGCCUCCAACAAGAACGUACAAGAGGCUGCGAACCAUCUUCUCGGUCACAAGCACGAGUCUCAAGAAUAACACCACUUAACCAUGAGUUUCUUUCUUGGCUCGUAGUGGUUGCAUAUCUUUUUUUCUAUCGAGAACCAAAUGUCAUUGUUCUGUAACCUGGUUUCUUUUGCUCUGGUUGGUUACACAGUUGGGAUGAUUGAUGUGUAUACUACAUUUCGCUUCCAUCUUUUGCUCUGGUUUGUUGUUGAUGUGAAAGUUAACUUGGAAUACUUUUCAAGAUGAUUACAAAUACACGAGUCAGUGAUGUUUUUUUGUUUAAAUAAAGAUGGAAUUAUAGCACCACAUCUAUAGAUACUUAGAGCAGCAUUAACCGGGGAUCUUAAGCCCCGUUUUUUGUGUUUUUUUAUUUUUAAAAAAAUUACCUAAUUAAUUAAGCGACAUUGCUUAAUUUAGGGUCAGAGGAGGCGUAUCUUGUGGGACGCGUGUCACAAGCUGGUGUUUCUUUCUCUCUCUCGAAAUUCAUCGUCUCUCCUUCUCCCGUGACUCCUCGACGACUCCGUCUUCCAGCGAUGAUCUCUCUUCGACGAUUCGAUCGAUUAUCUCUCUUCGAGGGAAUCAUCCGGCAUCUGUCGCGGUGGAAUCGCCGUCUCUGUCUCUCUCCUCGAUGGCUCGGACUCUCUCUCUCUCUCUGUCUCCUCGACGACUCCACCUCUCUCUUAUUCUCCUCGGCAACUCCGCGACUCUGUGACUCCCUCGCUCUCCUCGAUGGCUCGCCUCGUUGAAGAAUCUCUGUUUGACAGAAUCAUCCGGCGUCUGUCUCGGUGGAAUCGCCGUCUCCGUCUCUCUCCUCGACGACUCCGAGUCUCUCUUUGUCUCCUCGACGACUCCGCCUCUCUCUUAUUCUCCUCGGCGACUCCGCGACUCUGUGACUCUCUCGCUCUUCUCGGUGGCUCACCUCGUUGAAGAAUCACUCCAGCCCGUAGCUCUCCUCGAGGAAAUCAAAGCAAAAGGUAAAGCUUUAGGCCUUUUAGAUGUUGAGUUGAAUGAUGUUUUAUGUGCCAUGUCUGAGAUGAAGCUUGAUGCCUUUUGAUAGUGAUCAGAUUAGUUCAGAUGAGGUGUUUAGUUGGGUGAUGUUAUCUCUGGUAUGUCCUCGGUAAAGUUUGAUGCUUUUGAUAGUGAUCAGAUUAGUUUAGAUGUUGAGUUGAGUGAUGUUUUAUCUUUUAUGUCUGCGGUAAAGCUUGAUGCUUGUUCUCUGCCAAUGUUUAGUGUAAAGCUUGAUGCUUUUGAUGGUGAUCUGAUUAGAUUAGAGGUAAAUGCUUGAAUCUAUAGUGUAAAGCUUGAUGCUCUUGAUGUAUAGUGUUUGUUUAUGUUACUGUCUUUGUUUCUUAAUCUUUCUCAUGUCUGAAUCUUUCUUGUGGUGAUUUUGUCUCUUGUAUUUUCUUGUCACAUGAACGGAUCAAGAGACAUGUGAAGGUCUCUUUAGAUGGACGGAUCAAGUCACAUGAAGCUUGUUCAAAGAAGAGGACUACAACUGCAAUACAGCAUUGUCACGGGAAGUGAAGGAGAGUAGCAUUGUCACGGGAAGUGAAGGAGUGGAGUCAGUCUCAUGUCAAUAAUCUUGAAGUCUUCUGAUCUGUGUUGUAGUCAUGGGAGUGUGUUGUAGUCACGGGAGUGUCUUGUAGUAGGGACUGUCUUGUAGUAGUGUUCUUGUAUUCUUGUAGUCACGGAAGUCUGUAUGUCACUUUCUCUUUAUUUUUAUCACAAGUCUGUAUGUCACAAAAUUUUAUAAGUCACCUUCUCUAUAUAAUUGUGAUCACAACUCU